Misgurnus anguillicaudatus (oriental weatherfish) is the source of this 8202-nucleotide messenger RNA. Its product is annotated as nuclear factor 1 X-type. NCBI's taxonomy places the organism in Eukaryota, Metazoa, Chordata, Actinopteri, Cypriniformes, Cobitidae. Gene Ontology annotation, molecular function: DNA-binding transcription factor activity, RNA polymerase II-specific; RNA polymerase II cis-regulatory region sequence-specific DNA binding. Gene Ontology annotation, cellular component: nucleus. The record is from RefSeq and is a predicted model, not a curated record. Gene Ontology annotation, biological process: regulation of transcription by RNA polymerase II.
GUUUUGGGGAGCUGCGUGCUUUCUCUCAUCGCCCUGUGCCAAGGUGGCACCGCACAAGCCGGGAGAGGGGAGGGAUCGGGUAGCCACGGCGAUGGUGACCACGACUGUGACUUAAGAGGACGGUUGCCAUGACGAGGCGGAUGGGAUGCUGAACUUUGCCUCGGUGGCAGAUAGGAACUUGUCAAACGGGCAAAUUGUGCACCGUCGGACUGGACGGCGUGCUCUCUCUCUUUCUCUCUCUGUCAGUUCUCCCCCAUCCCCCCUUUCCCCUCCCUUUCAGCUCUUCAAGCUAACGUAUUGGCUGAGCUACAGGCAUCUUGUUGCCAAAUAGGUGGGCCCUACUCGCGUUGGCAAAGAAUCAGGCAAUAGUUAAGGAAGGAACGCGGAGAGGACGAGAGAGAGCGGGCGAUCGAGGGAGAGAGAGAGAGAGAGUUGGAGAGAAAAGGAGUAAAAAAAGCAGACGCACUUGCGUUUGCCAGCGGUCCUGCGAGCUCGUCCAACAUUGAUUCGCUUCUCUUUUUUUCUAUCCGUAUUCUGUGCUUUGCAUUAGCCAGCUCCCCCCGCUCCCCCACCCUUUUCGUCGCAGGAGUGUGUAUGCAUGUGUGCGUGGAGGCGCGUGUGCCUGCAUGCGUUAUGCGUGCGCCGCGUCUCUGAGUCUUCUACAGGACUCUGAGAUCUGAGAAAACUCUCAUUGCACUUUGCCAAGGAUUUUUUCCGGCAUUGUUUAGAUUAAUUUUUUUUUUUUUUUUUGGAACGUGCAAGUGUUUAUUUUCAGCACAGGUUUUUAUUCUCGUACUUUUUCACUUUUUUAAUUAAUAUUUGUUUUUAGUUUCUUUUGCAAUAAUCACUUUGUCCUCUUAUAAUUUAGCAAAGCUAAAAUAUUUUGUAAGAAAUCUGACGAUCUUGAAAUUCCCAUCUUCCCGCCGGCAGUUGGAACUUCUCCAGCCUUCUUUCAAUUUUACCCAACUUUUUGCCAAUUCUCCGUCCGUGCCAAGCCAGCAGUUGUUGUUUCGGUGUGAGUGGCAAAGAACUGGUGCGGGUGGAUUUUUUUCUAUCCUGAACGGCGUGCCAAAUUUAUGAUGAGAGUGCAAAAUGGAUGAAUUUCAUCCCUUCAUCGAGGCUUUGCUGCCACACGUCCGUGCGUUCUCCUACACCUGGUUCAACCUCCAGGCCCGCAAGCGCAAGUACUUCAAGAAGCACGAGAAACGCAUGACGAAGGACGAGGAGCGCGCCGUCAAAGACGAGCUGCUGGGCGAGAAGCCCGAGAUCAAGCAGAAGUGGGCGUCGCGUCUCCUCGCCAAACUCCGCAAAGACAUCCGGCCGGAGUUCCGCGAGGACUUCGUGCUCACCAUCACGGGGAAGAAGGCGCCGUGCUGCGUGCUCUCCAACCCCGACCAGAAGGGCAAGAUCCGGCGGAUCGACUGCCUGCGGCAGGCCGACAAGGUCUGGCGUCUGGACCUGGUGAUGGUGAUCCUGUUCAAGGGAAGCCCGCUAGAGAGCACAGACGGAGAACGCCUGGUGAAGUCCCCGCAGUGCUCCAACCACGGCCUGUGCGUCCAGCCGCACCACAUCGGGGUGUCUGUCAAAGAGCUGGACCUGUACCUGGCCUACUUCGUACACUCGCCAGAAUCUGGACAAUCGGACAACUCCAACCAGCAAGGAGAAGCAGACAUCAAGCCUCCGCCCAAUGGACACUUGAGUUUCCAGGACUGCUUUGUGACGUCAGGCGUAUGGAACGUGGCCGAGUUGGUCCGUGUGUCACAGACACCUGUUGCCACGGCAACCGGACCCAACUUCUCUCUGGCAGAUCUGGACAGUCCAGGAUAUUACAACAUCAACCUAGGUCGCCGCUCUAUAACGUCCACACCAUCGACCAGGGCUGAGAUGGAGUUGUAUGCCAGUCUACCACGGAGUUCCAACAAGCGUAAGUCUAUUGAUGACAGUGAAAUGGAGAGCCCAGUGGAUGAUGUCUUCUACUCGGGUCGCUCUCCUGCCCCAGGAGCAUCUCAGCCCAGCGGUUGGCCAAAUGAUGUUGAUGCAGUGCAGCACCAUUUGGCCAGUAUGCAGGAGAGGAAGAUUAAACAUGAGAACGAAGGCGUGCAGUUUCCUUACCAUGGGCUCUCGUCGCCUGGUUCUCUUAAGAAGCCGGGGAAAUUCGAUUUCAACGCUCUGUCCGGCCAUUCGAGGUCUGCCCGCAUGCCGUUCACCCAUCACCCGCUGCCCAUGCUGGCAGGUGUGAGACCAGCAGGAAGUCCCCGUGCCUCAGCUUCCUCUCUGCACUUCCCCUCUCCCUCCAUCAUCCAGCAGUCCAGUCCGUAUUUCACUCACCCCACCAUCCGAUACCACCACCACCCGGGGCAGGACCCGCUCAAGGAGUUUGUGCAGUUUGUGUGUGCUGACGGAUCAGGACAGGCCAGCGGUCAGCCGAACGGAGGCGGCCAGAGCAAAAUGCCGGGCUCCUUCUUGCUUCCUCCACCCCCCCCUGUGGCGCGUCCAGUGCCCCUCCCAAUGCCAGACUCUAAACCCAGCAGCACGCCCCCCGAUGUUGGACUCACCUCACCCACAUCUCCGUCAUACUCCUCGUCAGGCUCCACAGCUCCCAACAGGUUUGUCAGCAUCGGAUCACGGGACAACAACUUUCUGAACAUCCCCCAGCAGACGCAGUCAUGGUUCCUUUGACGAGACCUGCCUGCAACCUGUCGACACAAUUCGGAAGUUUUAUUUAAAAAAUAAAGAAGACAUCCUAUUUGGAAAUCCACAGCCUCGCCCUCUUCUGAACACACCCUAAGACACCUUAUCAGAGUAUUAUUGGGAAACGUUCAAGCCUGUUUUUGCCAAUCACCAGAUGCCCUUUGACCCCCAAACCCCCUGAAGACUGUAGGAUCAUCACACGAGGUCAGGGACCGACACACGCACCUCACGCAACAACCAGCGGCAAAAUAAGGAAGAACUCAAUGAAGAGACAUCAUGUUACUAAGAGCAAGGAUGUAGUGUACAGUGGCUGGGAUUAUAUACAGUAACCGUUUCAGUGGUAAACAUUCACAAACGACAAAAAAAAAGAGUAAAAACAUUGUUUUCAACGCACAGACGACACUGAAAGUGUUUAGAGCCCCAGACGUUUGGCGUUUUUUAAUCAGCAUUCGGCGUUUUUAUUUUAUGUUUUGCUUUUGAAUUUUAGUUUAAAUACUAAAGUAUUGCACUACAAAAUGAGAAGAACACUAGUUUGAUGUGCACUAUCGAAACAUGGGAUACACGGCGAACAUUAUUUGCACAUUUAUUGCGCAGAAAAACGAAACUGACACAGCGCCCUUAAGCAACACAGAGACACAUCUCACAUUUCAAGCCCCCGCCAUCGUUCAAAUAACAAACGUUUCAUUUAGACUUUGGGUACCGAAAGGUUUAUUCAGUAUAUUAACCAGCAGGCUCACAACCAUGUGUCCCAUUUUUAUGAAAAUGUUAUUGUAAUCAUUUUAUUAUUUGGUUUUAUACGUUUUUUUUUAUGGUAGCUACGUUCGAAAAAAUCUUGAGUUGUUUAUACUCACGGUUGGGUCAAAUAUAGACAAACCCAAUUGCUGGGUUAUUAAUAAACCUUUAAAAGACGUCUAGACAAGAUCAAAUUUGGGCUGUCAGUAAAAAUUUAACAAACGAUAGCCCAAAAAUAAAUAAAUAAAACCAAACACCCUGUAAUCACUUUAUAUCGAACAUCUCACAAGUUAUUUUGGCAUAUUUUGGUAUUUUUUUAUUCAUAGCCGGACUAUAUCGAGUCUAUAUUAUACGGUAAAAUUAUGGCUGUUGCUUGCUGGGCAAUGCUGAUUUGUUUCUACCCAACAAAAGGUUUAUUUAUAACCCAAAGGUCAUAUUUUUUGCAAUCAUGAGAUAAAACAACCCAAAUUUAAAAAAAGUUUCUUAUGAUUGGCCUGUCUAAAUCGUAGCAAAGCAUCACAGUGAGCCCUACUAAAGACACGCCCACUUCUGAUUUAGUUUACUUACAGUAUUUGUUUACACUCCCAGAAGUCCGUGAUCCAAGAACACGUGAUGUCUCUGCGGAGGAAAAGAUUGUGUGACAUAUCAUAUUUGUGCUUAAAGGGAAAGGGGGCCGGACAUCGUUUUGUACCGUCAAAUUCGGUAAGGUUUCGUCAUAAACACAUGCACACGGAUCCAAACGCGCCAUCAUCGCAGUUCGACUAUAAAGGGAAGCCUUGAUAUUCUGGUGGACGACCACAUCACUUUUAUUUUGAACGAAAACCAGCGAUCUCACAAAAUAACUGGACUGCCUGACCAUGUAUCUCAGCGCAGGGAAGCACCGUUGCCGAAAGGCGGCCGUGUCAUCGGUUCGGUAGAAAAAAACAACUUAACAGGACGGCAAUGGUCUUUUCUUUUCUAAUCAAAGGAAGUGCCUCUGUAUUCCCAUUAUGCAAUUUGUUAAACAUGAAUUCAGGUUAUUUUCUUGCAUAUAAGCUAUAGAGGAGCGUGAAAUUUUUAUGAGAAUAAAAACAAGUGUCAGCUUAAUAGUUACAAACAUCUUUAUAUAUACAGGAUAUAUCCAUAUAUAUUUAUAUAUACGUUUUCUUUUUUCCUUCUUUGCCUAAUAAGCUCAGUGGCAGUCUAGUUAUUUUUUGAAGUAUGACAUGAUCAUCAGUUCUCAUAAAUCAGUCCCGAAACCCCCUUCUGCACUUACAGUAUAGCGUAGGCCUGAAUAGCGUUCGGCAAAAUCGGCAGAAAUCGGAUUUCUGCGGAUAGCGUAGACGAGAGAGAAAAAAUGCACGGCUUUUGAUUUCUUUCGUGUUUGGACGGGACGUGUUUGUUAUUGCGAAAUAAAGUGUGUUGAAUGAGCCACGUGCAAUGCCUUGAGUAGAAACUGUGUUUGUGAGUGUUACAGGAAAAACCUAGCGGUAAAAAACCUAUUUUAGUAAAGUCCAAACUGCCCGGGACUCUAAAUGAAAGGGUGGAGAGCGAACGAGAGAGAGAGAAAAAACGGUCUUUGUAAGUUUUGGGAAUUUGUUUUGUAAUCUUUCUUUUUCUGCUUUUUUAACGUUUAUUUGUAAUUUGAUUUGUUCUCAAAACUUACGAGGGCUGAUGAGGCAGAAUAUAUCACUAAAUAAAACAGGUGCUUUUUAUGGAUUAAAGUACAUUCAAUCUCUAUUAUACCUGUACGUAAUAAUACGACAAACGUAAGGAAAAAUGUUCAUUACUCUUUCUCUUUUCUAUUUACUUAUGGUGGGGGGGGUUCAUUUCGCUCGUGGUUGUGACUAAAGACAUUUUCCCUCCAAACUUGACGGAUAAAAUCCUUAUAGAUGAGCUGCUGAACUUUUAUGACUAGCUAAAAAUAAAUUUUUCCAGUAUUUUUGACAUACACUUUAAAAAAUGUGCACUUACAUUUUUAAGUAUAAUCAACUAAUAAUUACCGAGCCCCUAAGGUGACAUUGGAGUAAAAAAUAUCUAAAGUUUAGUUUCAUGUGCUCACGCGAAACCUUCACGUGCAGAAUUUUUUUUAAAGUUUAUUUUCGCGUGCGCACGUGAAACUAUUGCAUGCGCACGUGAAACUUAAGUGUUUUAAACGCGAUAGUUUCAUGUGCGCACGCUAAACUAAACGCGAUAGUUUCACGUGCACACGCGAAACAAAACUUUAUUUAAUUUUUUCUCUGUGUUCCCUUAGGGGCUCCGCAAAUAAUCAACAAAUUUUGAGAAAAAAACUGAAAUAAUUGCAUUUUUGUAAAAGACUUUUGUUAGCAAUCAUAUAAUAAUGUCUAAAGUUUAGUUUCAUGUGCUCACGCGAAACCUUCUUGUGCAGAAUUUUUGUUUAAAGUUUAGUUUCGCGUGCGCACGUGAAACUAUUGCGUGCGCACGUGAAACUUUCCCGUGCGCAAAUGAAACUUUCGCUUUCAGGUGCGCACAGGAUAGUUUCACGUGCGCGCGCGAAAGUUUCAACAUGCGCAUGCGAAACUAAACGCGAUAGUUUUACAUGCGCACGCGAAACAAAACUUUAUUUAAUUUUUUCUCCAUGUCCCCUUAGGGGCUCCGCAAAUAAUUAACAAAUUUUGAGAAAAAAAAAACAUAAUUGCAAAACUGAAAUAAUUUCAGUUUUGCAAUUAAGACUUUUGUUAGCAAUCAUAUUUGAUCAAAACAUACAGUUUUUACUGUUUUUGUAUCAGUGGAUGCUUCAGUGUUUUAUAAGUUGGGUAAGAGCGCCACCUAGUGGAUAAUAGCGGAAAUAUGGAUUGCCGUAAAAACUCGUCAGUGGCAGGGAAGCGUUUUCUAGAUAACAUUUCUAGAAAGAGUUAAUGAAUAAAGUUCAAAUAACUUAAGCUAAUUCAACUUUAUUUUAUAAGUUAGAGCAACACAUCACUAUUAAUUAUAAAAAAUGGUUGAUUAUAAUUAAAAAUGUCAAUUUUUUUACAGUGUAUGUCAUCAUAUAUCAUACUAUGCAUUGCAGUUUCGUAGGACUUUCAUGCUUUGGGUCGCCGAAUUGAACCGUCGUGGUCCUUAACAAACUUGAACUUUGCUGGUAUUUUGUGUGUGCGUGGAAAAUGUCAAACUUUUUAGAAAAUGUAUGACAAGUUCUUCCCUGUUUUUGGGAGAGGCUUUAACACAGCACGAAUAAACUACUUUGGCCCUCGUAAGCUAGAAACAAUGUUUGAAGGUCGACGACACAGGAGAUGUAAAUUGUUUUUUUUAUUGGUAGCUAUACUUGCUAACUUUUUUGAAUGUCAUGAAAACAGGCCCAGGUUGUAUUUUACCCAACAAUCAGAAAAUGUAUAUUCUCAUUCUUCUUGGAAAAUUAAGAUUUCCUCGACAUAAGCUAAUGGAGCUUUAGCAGCCAAUCAGAGCGAGAAUGGCUGAAUAUGUAAUGAAUUGAACCCUCCCACCAUUGAAACCCACAGCAGCUCUGCUUGACCCGUGUAAAUGACUCUUAAAUAUUUGUUUUGUGAUUUAGUGUUAGACUCAGACCAUCAUAAAGGUUGUCCCUAUAAAGUGCCUUUUGUUCACAGACUCCAUCUUGUAAUCCUGAGUGCCCAUCUUAAAAAAGUAAAAAGUCCCUCCUGUAUCUUCUUCCGCAAGUUCUUCAAAGCAGUAUAUAUAGUACUAAAGCAAAUCGGUGUGACUUAGUUCCUCUUUUUAUUGUUGAAUAAUUAAGAAAACUGUAAAAAGACAAAAAAAAACACAAUCUUUCUGUCUUGCUUUUCUUCCUCUGUAAUCUUGUCUUUUGCUUCCUUUGGACACUGGAGUAGUCUAUAGUUGCAUAGCCAUUUCCCUUCCCCUGCGGCCCUUCUCUCUUUAAAAUAAUAAAAGAGUAAUAAAAAAACCAAAAAAAAAAAAUAAAUGAUGAAAUGUUGUCUGAGCAGAAUGCAGUUAGCUCACAUGUUAUUCCUGUCUGUAUGCUUCACCUUGUAUUCAUACCGAUCUUCCGCUUGUCCAUUGAACAGUUAAUGUACGUGAACAAUUUACGCCGGCGGGCUGUGGUGGGACGUCCCACGAAAGGAUGUUUGCUGGAGAAACGAGUCUGGACGACCGCGGAGGUGGAGUAUAGGCGAAUUUGCAAUCCGUUCUAUUUAUUUCUUUCGUUUUGUUACAAAAUUGAAAUUGAUCGUUGUAUUGCUAUUGCAUUGCGAAUCUGUACCGAUGACGCACCUUUCUAAUGGUUGUACGAGACCAGAUAUAUUUAAACUGUUGUUAAAAAGUUCCUGUUAAAACAAAGCACCUUAUCACGGAAUGGUUAAAGCCCAGGGAAACAAACAGACAGUUUACGAUACAAACGAUUCAAAAGCCCAAAGAGACCAAAGUGAUGCAUGCCACAAAACCUGAAUUCAACUAAAAUCAUCACCAGCACGGGCUCAACGACAGACAAAAAGUAUGCAGUUUCACUUUUAUAAAUCUAUGAAGCUCGCGUACGCAUGCAUAUGAAAGCCAUAGGCGCAGUCAGAAGAACAUUGUCCCUCCCUGGUACUGACCGUCCUUUUUUUAUUUUCUAUUUUUUCGUUAUAUUUUGUACUCUUUUGGAUGUGUUUAGAUUAGCGUGAAGCCUCAGCAGAGUCGCUCGUGCUCGCUCCUCCGUAAGCAGCAUCUCUCUCGGCGGACAGACCCAUCACAGCCCGCGGUGAAAUGCAUGUGUUGAUUACGAUUUCUUUUCCAUAAUAAGAAAAACAGUUUUGAAAAGAACGACGCCUUUAACUGUUUGAAUAAAAGGAUGUUCUUGACUGUAAA